GCUCUUUUGUUUCUAUGAAACUCAGAAUCAAACCACACGGGCCAAAUUGCUGAACCUCACCGCUGGCAAGUUUCUCGAGCUCCCUCUUCGGGCCCCGCACGUGCGCUAUCUCCGGCUUCAAUAGAAAUCGUCUAAAGCGGCCGUUUAUCUUCUAUUUACCAUGUGCACGUCUCACGACGUAGAUCAGAAAUGGCGCACGCUCGUCGAGUGCUACUUACGCGAACGCGACUCUCUCCAAAAGACCUCUUUUUCCGUUCUGAUAGAAGAAUAUCGGAACCUUCUCCAGAGGGAGUCUUCGCUGAAGACCGAAAUCCUGAAGCUGUCCCAGUCCCUGGAAAAACUUCGAUCCAGCACCGGUGAUCAGCCAAAAUCAUCCCAAGGACCCUACGCAGAGGGAAGUGACUUAAAGCAAGAGCUGGUGGAGGCAUAUAAGAAAGUAGCUAGUCUGCAGAGCGAUCUGAGAGAAUCCGAGCGCGACCGGAACAUUUUGUGUGAAAGAAUCAAUGCCAAUUUUCAGGAAUUGGAACAAUUGAAAAAAAAACUAAGAGAGGCCGAUGAGGAACUCAAACGUACUUCAAAACAGUUGAAGUCUACAGAAUCUGAGUUCGAGAGCCACCGAAAAUCCCUUGAGAAGGCAGAGGAGAGUCUGCGUACGCUUCAGCUGGAAAGAAAUGAGUUACUCGGUCAGUUGAUGUCAAAAUCUAAUCAAAAUGUCGAAUUGGCAAAUAAAAAUCUCGAACUUCAACGGCGUUUGAAUCUGGAAAUUCUUCGAGGAUCUCAAUCUCCUACGCCUUCUGAAUCAUCUUCUCCGACCAUUCAGAAUGUCGCCGACAAAAGCUGUCCCCCUAGCGCUGUCAAACAUUCGAUUUCUGGACAAGGGGAACUCUUUUCAGUGGCUUUUAACAACUCUGGGCAGAAAUUCUUAUCGGCCGGAGCAGAAAAAAACAUCAACCUAUGGGACACUGUCAGUGGAUCUUUCAAGGCGUCUUUAAUUGGCGCUACCCAGACGGUUAUGUCCGCAACAUUCUCCAGCGAUGAUCAGCUCGUUCUGGGCUGCAGCAAUGACCACUCAUCCAGAGUGUGGGAUUGUCGUCUUCUAAGGCUCCGUCACACUCUUAACGGACACUCUGGUAAUGUCUUCACUGGUACCUUCACCACCGACUCCCAUAAGGCAGUUACAGGUUCAUACGAUCGCACAAUCAAGAUUUGGGACCUUAUUCGAGGGUACAAUCUUCGCACGCUUUUUAGCUUCUCUUUCUGUAACACACUGUGUCUUAGCUCAGAUGGAUUUACUAUAUGUUCUGGACACUACGAUAGUCGAAUAAGAGUAUGGGACAUCAAAAACGGGGAGAUGGUGUGUGAGCUCUCUAAAAUCCACGACUCUCAGAUCACCUCUAUCACCUUCGUUCCGGAAUCGAACGGCACCACCGUGCUCACCAAUUCGAGAGACAACACGCUGAAACUAGUGGAUAUCAGCAUGCAGAAGGUGAUACACGUGUACCAGCAUGAUCAGUAUAAAACGGGCGUUAGCUGGGCAAAAGCCUGUUGUUCUCCAGAUGGAAACUACGUUGCCUCCGGUUCGGCUAACGGAAAUAUUUUUGUAUGGCACACGAAAACAGAAAAAUUGCACUCGAUAUUAAAGAAGCAUGAAAAUGCGGUCACGUGCGUCUCAUGGAACCCAAAAGAUAUGAGCUCAAUAGUAUCAUGCGAUCGAUCGGGCGUGAUCCACGUGUGGAAUUAAAAUCAGAUUCU
Molecule: messenger RNA, 1752 nt
Organism: Schistocerca gregaria
Lineage: Eukaryota; Metazoa; Arthropoda; Insecta; Orthoptera; Acrididae
Product: protein tipD-like
Exons: 2
Coding region: 161-1741 (526 amino acids)
Biological process (GO): autophagosome assembly
Cellular component (GO): autophagosome membrane
Molecular function (GO): protein binding
Source: RefSeq, a predicted model, not a curated record